AUGGCAAGCACCGCAUCCUCAGCUCGCGACAUCAUGACGGACGCCUCGCUCAAGGUCUCCGAAACGACCCGGGACACCGUCUCGGCCGUCCGCCAUUCAGGCCCCGUCCAGAACUACAUCAUGCCCGCUUUCAACUACACCCGUCAAAAGUACCAGUCCUCCAGUCUGUUGGUCAAGAUCACGUUGAUGACGUUUGCAGUGCUGAGCGCGAUCCCCUUGGCUUGCUUCGCGGGGUUCAUGGGCGUUGUCACAUUGGGGUGCCUUAUCGUUGGCGGUAUCGGGGUUACCAUCAUCGAGGGAGGAUUCGCGAUGUUCGCAUCGGCGUUCUUGUUGCCGGCGUUGGGGGUGGUCUGCUUGGUAUCGGCGGCGUUGGGGCUGUUUGGGCUGGUGAUGUAUGCAGGCUACAUGUUCACCUGCUACGUGGUUGGACUCGUCUGGGGAUCGGCAUCCAAGCGCGAUGUCCGCGGCAACGUCCAGCAAGGGGCUGAGCAGGCCCAGGCCGCCGCUCAGCGGGCCACCGGAUCCUCGUAA
This is a messenger RNA of Linnemannia hyalina, 531 nucleotides long. The record is from the annotation of a GenBank genome assembly. Lineage: Eukaryota; Fungi; Mortierellomycota; Mortierellomycetes; Mortierellales; Mortierellaceae.